Molecule: messenger RNA, 8054 nt
Organism: Toxotes jaculatrix (banded archerfish)
Lineage: Eukaryota; Metazoa; Chordata; Actinopteri; Toxotidae
Gene: slc8a1b
Product: solute carrier family 8 member 1b
Exons: 11
Coding region: 231-3071 (946 amino acids)
Biological process (GO): calcium ion import across plasma membrane; cell communication; sodium ion transmembrane transport
Cellular component (GO): postsynapse; axon; sarcolemma
Molecular function (GO): calcium:sodium antiporter activity
Source: RefSeq, a predicted model, not a curated record
CGCCGUCUUGACUGGCGUAUAAGAGCUCCCUGCGUCUCCAUUACCAUUCCCCACUACUGGCUUACCUCUACUCCUCCUCCUCCUCUUACUCCUUGUACUGCUACUAUUACUCGUAGAGCUAUAGUGCCGCUUUUACUACUAACCGGUCGUCUCCGGAUUGUGAACACUCUCUGGAUAAAAAGGUUCAAGAUCCUCAUUAAUCGUCACCUCAUAGUACUGGUCUGGACACAAUGGGUCGCUGGGAUCACUCCUCCCUUGUGUCCCCUGCUCUGAGGCUAGCAGUCAUCACAGUGAUUCUCCUCCUCAAGCUCCAUCCCUCAUUGGCUGGCGCCCCCCCUGAGCCGAGCUUGAGCGGCUCCGUUUCGGCAACGUCCACCAAUAAAAGUGAAUGCAGCAAGGCUGAGCCAUGCUCAAAGGGGGUGAUCCUACCUAUUUGGGAGCCCCAAAACCCGUCAUUUGGUGACAAGGUUGCUCGGGCAACAGUUUACUUCGUGGCUCUGGUUUACAUGUUCUUGGGUGUGUCAAUCAUUGCUGACCGUUUCAUGGCGUCAAUAGAGGUAAUCACAUCACAGGAAAAGGAGAUCACCAUCAAGAAACCCAACGGGGAAACCACCACCACUACUGUUCGGAUCUGGAACGAGACUGUCUCCAAUCUCACCCUCAUGGCUCUGGGCUCUUCGGCUCCUGAGAUCCUGCUGUCCGUCAUAGAAGUCAUGGGUCAUGGGUUCACUGCUGGCACACUGGGCCCUUCCACCAUUGUGGGCUCUGCAGCAUUCAACAUGUUUGUCAUCAUUGGGAUUUGUGUGUAUGUUGUGCCUGAUGGCGAGACGAGGAAGGUCAAGCACCUCCGCGUCUUUUUCGUCACGGCCACCUGGAGUAUCUUCGCCUACAUUUGGCUCUACCUGAUCCUGUCUGUGAUCUCGCCUGGUGUUGUGCAGGUGUGGGAGGGGCUGCUCACCUUCUUCUUCUUCCCCAUCUGUGUGGUGUUCGCCUGGGUGGCCGACCGCCGCCUGCUGUUCUACAAGUAUGUUUACAAGCGCUACCGUACUGGCAAGCAACGUGGCAUGAUCAUUGAGACCGAGGGCGAUCGUCCACUUCCUUCCAAGGUGGACAUUGAGAUGGAUGGGAAGAUGCUGAACUCUCAUGGUGUUGACUUCCUGGAUGGUCCGCUGGGUUUGGAUCUAGAUGAGAAGGAUCUGGAUGAGGAGGAGACCCGCAGAGACAUGGCCAAGAUCCUGAAGGAACUCAAACAGAAACACCCUGACAAGGAGGUGGAACAACUCAUUGAGCUUGCCAACUACCAAGUCCUGAGCCAACAGCAGAAGAGCCGUGCUUUCUAUCGUUGCCAGGCCACCCGGCUGAUGACAGGUGCUGGCAACAUCCUGAAGAAACAUGCAGCCGAUCAGGCACGAAAGGCUGUCAGUAUGCACGAGGUUCGCUCUGAUGCUGGUGAUAAUGAUCCCAUCUCUAAGAUAUUCUUUGAGCCCGGUUCUUACCAGUGCCUUGAGAACUGUGGCACGGUGGCGGUCAACGUGGUGCGGCGUGGUGGCGACCUGAGCAAAACAGUUUCUGUGGAGUACCGGACAGAAGAUGGCACAGCAAACGCUGGUUCGGACUACGAGUUCACAGAGGGCGUGGUGGUGUUCAAGGCUGGUGAGACGCUGAAGGAGAUCCGUGUGGGGAUCAUUGAUGAUGACAUCUUUGAAGAGGAUGAAAACUUCCUGAUUCACCUAUCCAGUGUCAAGGUGUUGACAUCUGAAGGUGAGGAACCCGAGGAGGCCGAGUCAGCUAAUCACGUCGACUCAGUGGCAUGUCUCGGCUUACCCUCCACAGCAACCGUUACCAUCUUUGAUGACGAUCACGCCGGUAUCUUUACGUUUGAGGAGCCUGUAUGCCAUGUGAGUGAGAGCGUUGGCACCAUGGAGGUGAAGGUGCUGAGAACGUCGGGGGCUCGCGGCGUGGUCAUGCUGCCAUACAAGACAGUGGAGGGAACAGCGCGAGGCAACGGAGAGGACUUUGAAGACGCUCAUGGCAUCCUGGAAUUUCAGAACGACGAGAUCUUGAAGACCAUAACCCUUAGGAUCUUAGACCGGGAGGAGUACAAUAAGCAGUCCUCCUUCUACAUUCUGCUUGAAACCCCCCAAUGGAGACGCAGCGGUGAGGAACGGACAGAGGAGCAACAAAAGGAAGAAGAGGAGGAAGAGGAGGCGCUGACAGGAAAAGAUGAAGAGGAGCGCCGCAUCGCGGAGAUGGGCCGCCCCAUGCUGGGCGACCAUGUCAAACUGGAGGUCAUCAUAGAGGAAUCAUAUGAGUUCAAGAACACAGUGGACAAGCUGAUAAAGAAGACCAACCUGGCUCUGCUGGUUGGAACCAACAGCUGGAGAGACCAAUUCAUAGAAGCCAUCACUGUGAGCGCAGGCGAGGAUGACGAUGAUGAGGAGUGUGGGGAGGAGAAGCUGCCGUCAUGUUUCGACUACGUCAUGCACUUCCUCACCGUCUUCUGGAAGGUUCUGUUUGCCUUUGUCCCACCCACAGAUUACUGGAACGGCUGGGCCUGUUUCGUCGUCUCCAUCUGCAUGAUCGGACUGCUCACCGCCGUCAUCGGGGACCUUGCCUCUCAUUUUGGCUGCACAGUGGGCCUGAAAGACUCAGUCACAGCAGUAGUAUUUGUUGCGUUGGGAACGUCUGUACCAGAUACCUUUGCCAGUAAGGUAGCUGCUAUCCAGGAUCAGUAUGCAGAUGCAUCCAUUGGUAAUGUGACGGGCUCCAACGCUGUCAAUGUUUUCUUGGGCAUCGGGGUGGCAUGGUCCAUCGCUGCCAUCUACCACCACAGCAAGGGCGAGGAGUUCAAGGUGGACCCUGGCACACUGGCCUUCUCCGUCACCCUCUUCACCAUCUUUGCCUUCGUCUGCGUCGCCACACUGAUGUACCGACGGCGGCCAGAGAUCGGUGGAGAGCUGGGCGGGCCCCGGACUGCGAAGGCCCUGACCACCAUGCUGUUCGUCAGCCUGUGGCUCCUCUACAUCCUCUUCUCCUCACUGGAGGCCUACUGCCACAUCCAGGGCUUCUAAGGUGACAAGAGAUGAUGAAGGAAAGGGUGAGAUAGAGGGAGAGCAUGAAGGAAGAAACUAAGGGGAGGUGGGUGAAUGGCUGGAUUUGGAAAUUAAAGCUGUCUCAUUGAUCUAUCACUCCCUCCCUUUACGCAAUAGAUUGAAUGACAGAUGAAUAGAUGGAUGUACAGAUGAAGGAAUGAAGGACACAUUAAAGCAUGUUAAAGCAGAAUGGAAAGAAGUACGGAUACAUAGAGGGAAGACAGCAAACAGGAGAAUCAUAGGAGCUAAAGAAAUGGCUCAGAAGAUGGAAAAUGGUGAAAUAAACUAAGGAAUACAUUUUUUGUCUCGAACUAUAAAUCCAAACCAGUCAAGCUGUCUUAAAACGCGCUCCAGUUUUAAGUGCAUAAAUCUAACCCCCAGAGCUUCAAACACAGAUAUAAACACACACAAUGUGUCCUGGCUGGUUCAACCAUACAGAAAUGAAAACAAGUUUUUAACAAAAUGAGAAGCGAGAAGUCAAAACAGACCAACACACCAUCACAGCUCUUAGGAUGUGUGGCUUCAACAACAGCAUUCCCAUAAACGCCCUUCCAGUUGGAGCAGUUUUACACUAACAGGCACAAGUAAGACAGAAAAAAGACAGUGUCAGUAUGUACAUGCAUGACAAGAUGAUACUGAAAACACAAUCAGAAGAAACCGGAUGUAUUGCCACAACUGUUUAAUGACAACAAACUGUGUGAGUGCUGGUGUGUGACUGUGUCUUUCUCUGCUUGCGUGCUGUGAGAAGAUGGUCAAGUACUGUGAAAAAUAAAAAAGCCUCUCGUUUAGUUGUCUCUGCAUGAGACAGAAUAUGCUUUCGUACUCGAGGUCUUUUUGACUGUCGCUCUCCCAGCCUGUAGAAAUGCUGAGUAAGACUUUUGUGGGAGGGUACAUUCAAUGAAGCAAAAGGUUUUGAACAUCACUGAGGUUAGAAAUGUAAAUACAAAGAGCUGAUCGUACAUUACGGCUCCACUAUUUUCCUUCUGAAUGUCUUGGUUACACCAUGCGCUCCUGAAUGGGCCCUCCUUCUGUUGCUUUAUACUGUAGAUGUAAAUGAUUUAAGGUCUAAUUUGAAUCAAGAAGGGGUUAGUGUGCUUUUACCUUUAAUAAGGCCAUGUCUGAGAAGACAAAAUGGCCACUCUACCGUUUAAAACUGUUAGAGGAACUAUUAUCAUUGCAUAAAUAUCUAGGUUAAUCUUAUGCGUGUUUGUGUUUUUUUUUAAACUGUGGAAUUCUGUCACCUGGUUUUCCACCAAGGAGAUUGCCACUAUCAUGUGUCAAUCAUGACAUUGCAAUAGACUUUGAAAAACGUAGGUACCGCCCUCAGUGAAACUUCAUGUUCAUCGACUGCCUCUGUCAUUGUUUAUCUCACUUUGACGCUGUUUUCCUGUUGGUUCACUCAACAGCUUUGGUCAUUAUCCAUGUGUUUGUCUUAAGCACCUCCCCCUGGCUGAUCAGUGGACCAAUCAAAAUCCUCAAGGGCUUUGUAAGAAACAACCACUAAUCCCUAACCCUGACCCUUGAUUUAUGAUUCUUUACAUAGAUUGGUCCUUAGGGGGCUAUUUAACAGGGAUUUGUACUCCUUAACCUUAUACUUCACUUGCUUAGUUGUUACGACUUGCUUCAGUGUGGCUUUAAAAGAAAAAAAAAACAAAAAAACGAGACUACAUGACAUUAAAGUGGCACAGCUUUAGUGCAGACCAAGUAUCCAGAAUUACCCAAAUAUUAGAAAAGCUGACAAGGCUUCAACCUUCCUUGGUAGGAGUCCCAGUUGAUUACAAAGAUUGCUUCUAAAUUGCAGUCAGCCUAAUUCCAAAUUAAACCAUCCGCACUAUGUUCUUUCCCAGGCCGCCUCCACUCAUUAUUAUGUUUAAAUAUACUAGCCUUCAGGCAAGUGGAUCAUGAAGCCUUUGAAGGCCAUGAAGACUUUAUAUUAUUUCUUUAAUCAAGGGCAGUGUUUGCUCUUGAGUAAAGACCCAUAGUGUAAAAUCUGCAUGAUUCACUGCUUCACGCCGCCCUUGGAAACCAACCAUUAACACUUUACUUCAGCAGUCAGUUUUCAUUCUUAACACAGGAGUUAUCUGAUGAAGGAAUAGUUCAAAAGUAUUUACUGUUGGUGAUGAGGUAAGUUUACAAAGAAAUAGGGGCAAAUACUGUUGUACUACAGUAGCCCUGUAGGGGCAUCUAAAAUAGGGUACAUCUAAUCUCAAACAGCCAGACUCUAUUUAUCAAUCUCACAAAUGUUUGGGACAAUUUUUAAAUUGAAAUCCUCAUACAAUCCAUUCGACUGGCUCUAUGUUGGAAACCACCCAGCCCCAAAAGCUGCACCUCUUGGACCUGUCUUGCAAAGUGAGUUCAACUACUGUAAACUAGUUUCUCUGGGUUAUCUGGCUUCUCUAAGCAUUUUCUUACCCAGCUGUGAGCAAGUUUAUAAGAGUGGUGGAGUUAAUUUAAAAAAUGCAGCAUCACUUUACCUUUAAUGGUGUGGUGUUUUUGUCCAUGUUGGGAGUCUGCAGAAAAAAUGAGUCUAUUUGCCCAGUGAGCUGAUGCUAAUUAGCUGUGCAGACACGGUGAUCUACCACGGUAAAAAGUUAACAGAAAGUUCAGCCCAAAGUGUAUCUCACUUUAUGAUACAGGCCUGAACAGGUUCUAUAAAUAAAUUCCCUUCAGAGUAAUUUCAUAGUUUGAGGUAUAACAACUCACACUGAAUCUCAGCCCUAUUCUCUAACUUAAUUUGGAGCUUGAAUGCUGUGAAAGGUUUGUGUGUAUGAUGGGACAGAGGUCUGACUGGAUUUGUUUCCACCCAAAAAAAGUGUGAUGAUGGCUUGAAAAUACUAGGUGUAACAGCCAUGCAUCUUUGAAAAACCCUUGUCAAGCCCUGGUCCGGCUAGUGAACAUGUAUCAAUAUCUGUCUUUAGGAGCAUGAACACUAUCAACACUAGAAUACUAAACGUUUGCGUGAGCGAACAAAUGAACCACAUUAAACUGAAAACGCAACGGACUGACAAACUGACAUUAUCAGGCACUAACUGCUGGGAAAUUUUUUCAGUCAUCCACAGACAAGAAAUAUAUCCUGAAAAUAUUUCAGUGUAUUUUUGCCUAAAUGAAACACAUAAAAGUGUCCCAAGAGCCUGUCCUGAAAUAUGUAUAAAUCGUAGAGCCUAUCUCAAAUAUCAGAGAGGUUUACACUUCAGACUGUUAACCGUUUUGCUUGUUUAGGCAAAACCACAAAGAUCUCAACGUACACAAAACUUACUGUAUAUGUAGGCAUUCUAAAAGUCCAUAGUUUGUUAAAUGGCACUAUACUGUAUGCAUCUGAAUUGGCCAGAAUUUUCCUGCUGAUGUUGUGUUUUUUACUUGAUGUAUAAUAUAAUAAGUAGUAUUUUAAAUGUCAUCUGUAAAGUAAGUAGUCUGGGCUAGAUGUAAUCCAUUUAAAACUUGGCAACAAUCUUGUCACAGACAGCUUUCAACCCCUGUGAGAGAGUAGAGCUGAGCAGAGCCCUGGAUUGGAUGAGUUUGGCAAAUCCGGAGUAUCUUGAGGAUAAGUGUAUAAAAUUCUGACUCACCAAAUGAUGCACUUGGAGUGGAGAACCAAUCGAGGAUGACUGAUGAAAUUUUAGCAACUGAUGCUACGCAAAGCUCCACGAACAUGGCUCGCAUACUGAAAUCUGGCCAAACUUUUUUGGAUCAAGUCCAUACAAACUCUAAAAUUAAAUUACUCUUUGACAGCCAGAAUGAAGAAUAAAUUAGAUGUCAGAUUGUUUGCAUUUGCCAAACUCUGCACGAUGUAUGGCUCUCCAUUAGAGUAGCUGAUCUCCUGUGAAGGCCUUGGAGUGGCAGUUUACCCCUGUUUUGCCAAAGGGAAAUCUUUCUAUCAGAAACUUAAUAUUUGCAGUCCAACCUGUAAAGGGUUUUAUAACCAAUGGAUCUUUCUUAAAACACCAAAUAUAAUUCAUAUUUCAUUACCACUCUGAAAAGAGACAAAAGACGCCUUGAUAUUGUUUUAACUCUAACCAGAAUCUUUCUAUUUAAAUUUGUAUGCAUUUGUCUCUUCACUGGCAUGGAGCUGAAGGUUUAUACACUGUAAAAAGUUAUGCUAGCUUGUGCAAAAAAAAAAAAAAAAAAGAAAUAACAUUGUAGAAGCUGUUUGCAUCACUUUUUGAGUAACUCCAACAGGGUACAAAUCACAAUCAUGUUGGAUUUACUUAAAAUAUGCCUGCUGCCUAGUUUGUCAGAGUGAGCUUGUGCAGGAAUUUAAAGCUUGCAGUAAUGUAGUUGUUUGCAUCAAGUUAGUUUGCGGCACAAAUUUUCCAGAAGCUAACAUUUUUCAUUUAUGAGAAAUUAGCUCUUUUGCUACACCGGCUUUGUUGCACCACCCCUCUCAGUGUAUCUACCUUGACUUAAAAGCUAGUCUGACGUGAAGCUAAUGGCAGAUUAACGACAGCUGUUCAAAGCCCCACAGGGUUUGGACCAGGGUGGGAAGCUAAACACAGCUUAGCUGUGACCAGCAGGUUUGCCUCGAUUGUGAUUGUGUUUCUCUUCAUAAGCAAAUCGUCCAGGUAAAGAAUCACAAAUGCACUUGAAUUUAGCUUCCUGCCUUGGUUUGGACUUUUGAGGUCUGACGAGUCAAAGGUUAGCCAGGCUAUUGCUGUACAUAAUAUAACACUAAGAGCAAGCAAGGAGUAGAAAAACAAGCUGUAGGUUACAGUAGUUUUCACUUUUAUUCUUCUGUGGUGGAGUCUGAAGAAGUUUUAAAUGAAGGAAAAGCAUUGCACUGUUUUUUUUUUUUCCGCGUAUGUGAAACAGCUACUAUGUUGUUUCGUUCACAAAGAUGCUUCUGAUGUAAACAGCAACAGAGAUUUUGUUUUUCGACUCUGAUGUACACAAUAAUAAUGUACCUGGUGUAAAAAGAAAAAAAGAAAAAAAAAAAAAAAACAACGGUGUUGAAUCGGUUGUGUACCA